This is a messenger RNA of Schizosaccharomyces japonicus yFS275, 2782 nucleotides long. RefSeq names its product thioredoxin-like I protein Txl1. The record is from RefSeq and is a predicted model, not a curated record. Gene Ontology annotation, biological process: proteasome-mediated ubiquitin-dependent protein catabolic process; negative regulation of transcription by RNA polymerase II; cell redox homeostasis. NCBI's taxonomy places the organism in Eukaryota, Fungi, Ascomycota, Schizosaccharomycetes, Schizosaccharomycetales, Schizosaccharomycetaceae. The transcript has 3 exons. Gene Ontology annotation, cellular component: nucleus; nuclear periphery; cytoplasm. The coding region runs from base 33 to 983 and encodes 316 amino acids. Gene Ontology annotation, molecular function: protein-disulfide reductase activity.
GACGUCUCUGCCUAGAUAGCUUCGGAGCUUGGAUGGAUAGAAAUUUAGAGAAGGCCACUUGGUACCACUACCUUAUACCCAGUUUAUCAGAGAAAGCCGUGAAUUAUUGUGAAAUGAGUGUCGUUGAAGUUUCCUCAUACCAACAUUGGACAUCUAUUAUGCCCAAAAACGGUUUUCUGGCCGUGGAUUGCUAUGCUGAUUGGUGUCAACCCUGUAGAGCAAUUUCGCCUGUUUUUGAGCAGUUGGCCAAGCGUUACGCGAGCAAAAGCUUUGUCUUUGCUAAAAUUAAUGUAGAUAACCAGCAGCAGGUUGCUAGCUCGCUGAAUGUUCGCUCCAUGCCCACAUUUCUCUUCUUUGAAAAUGGUAGACAAGUGGAUAUGCUUGUUGGAGCAAACAGAGAUGCGUUGAUGAAAAAGGUUGAGGCUUUAGCAAAACGCAGCAACGGAUUGACCGGUGAUUCCUCUAUUCCAGCGGCCCUAGUUGCCAGGGGAUUCACUAACCUUGCUUCUAUGAUUGAGAAACGACAAUUGGAGUGCCUGAACCAAGACGAUGACCACCCCUUGAUUGGGUUAUUCAAUGGCAAGGGUAAUUAUCUCGAAUCUGAUGUCGACGAACAACUUAUGAUCUACAUUCCAUUCUUAGAGGCGGUAAAAAUUCAUUCUAUCGCCAUUACUCCUACUGAAGACAUUAGUUAUGCUCCCGCGGCAAUGAAGCUUUUCAUUAACUUGCCAAAUGUUCUUUCAUUUGAAGAUGCCGAUUCACUUGAAGCUACGCAAGAGUUUACCGAAAUUAAGUACGACAAGGCAAACGAGCCCGUUGUCGUUCCUUUACGUUUCGUCAAAUUCCAGCGCGUGAACUCUCUCGUCAUUUUCAUUUCGAAGAACGUUGGCGAUGAAGAUACGACGAGACUGGCUAAUCUUCAGCUUAUCGGAGAGCCAGUGGGUGGAAGUUCUAAUGGAAAACUGACCAAGAUUGAUGACUAGAUGCUUCUCUUACGUAGAUUGUUUAUCGAAAAAAUAAUUAUUUUACAGAGAUGUUACAUCCCUUAUAUAAACGCACAACUCUUAUGCCUCAUUGACUUGCAUGAAGCGAUUUUAUGAACGAGUUCGUCAAACUAGCUUAGGGCAGUAAACGAAUGUGGACAUCAUUUACGGCAACCGUGUCUGUCGUUCCCAUAUUUGAAUAUCCUGGAUUUGGUACCAUUUGUUGGUCGCCUUGUUUUUGACCUGCACCUUAAAUACAUGCGACUCAUUUUCUCCCUGGAAAAUGCUUUCAUGUACAAUAUUAACACAAAGAUUAUAAAUCGUUGACAGUUUUGGGUUCUUUUCUAGGAAUGUUUUGUCGAUGUAUGGUGCCAAGUCCAGGCCUUCUAGUGGGAAAGUCACAAUUGUUGGGUUGUGUUCGGGAAAGUAAUUGUUUCGUGUGAAGCGUUUGACGUGAAACAUGAUAUAAGAGGGAGCAUGAGUGAUGUGGAACCGGCGACGGAAACCAGCGAGCUCCUGUGUUGUCACACCGUUAUAUUUUGUUAGUAGUUCGUACACGGAGACUUGAGGAAUGAUGUUUCCCUCAAACUCGUCCUGAAACAGAGGCUUUGGAGGUGGAUCAAGUGUAAGAUAUAAGAAAGGUACCAGAUUCACCUCAAUGCGUCGGUCGGCUUCAAAGACAAUAUGGUCACCCGCCCUAGUUUGCGCAUGUAUUUUUUGAGACUCCAUUCGUAUACAACCUUGGAAAAUGUAAUGAAUGAUACUAGUCGGUUUCAAUGAAAAUACUUUUUUCCUGCUUCCUCCUAAUGCCACAUGAAGCGUACUCAGCAACCAAGUAAGAAACUCAAUUGGAUCCUGUUGUUCAUUGACUGAAUAUUUUUUGUGAGACAAGACAGUAAUCUCCUGUGUUAAUUCCUGCGGCGAUACAUGGUUCUUGAAAGCUCGCGGGUUCCAAAUUUUCCGGAUUAGAGUUGCUAAACGCUGGACAAUGGAGGGAGAAGAGGAAAAAUCCGUCAGCAAAAAGUAGUUCCGGAAAGGCUUUACGUGAGCCAAAGCUUGUACAAUUACGUUAAGAUAAUCGUUUUGUUUUAUAUUGUUCAUUCCAAUAAAACCUACAAGUUAGUGAAGUGUCCCCUAAGGAUUCGUUAUACCUGGGAAAUAUGGUUUUUUGUCCAAGUCAUAACUAGUUGUUUCUUUCACAUCCAGCUGUGAAACCUGCUCUUUUGUGUAUGUUGGUUGCAUUACAUACUUAAUAUCAUCCAAAGCGGCAGACGUGACUUGGUAAGACUCUGGAAGAAUGUAAAAACGAAGCGUAGAACAGUUUACGAAGACGUGAUGAUUCUCUGUAAGAGCAUGUACAUACGCAUACGAAUUUGGUCCUCGACCCUGGUAAUACUUUCCACAAACAAGGCAAGCAUACACGUUUAAGUUUGAAAGAGAAACAGAGCACAGCUUGUCGAAAUCAAAAUCAAGCAUAGACCGAUUGAUCUAAUCGAUUAGUUAGACCGCCGAAGGAAAGCGAAUACAUGAUACAUACCGUAUCAAGGUAAAGAUCCUCAAACUUGUUGUUAUCAUUUGUUGAUGCUUCUAAAGAAGCGUUUUUCGCUUUUGUUUGUACAUCAUUGGAGUUUUCGGUUUUGUCUGUUCUCAAUUCUGUAGGAUCAUUUUCGUCUUUUCUUUUUCGUUUCAACGAACCCGACAUAGCGGCCUCAGAAUCGUUCAUUUCCCUUAAUAACCUUUUAAUUUAUGAUAUGAAAGCAUAUAUAGCUGCGGUUUUAUAAGGAUAUUUGUAUUCCCUA